CUCCUUCUCCAAACAUGGCGCCGGCUCGCUGCUGGGCUGCCUCCCCGACCGACGACGCAGAAAAGCAGAGAACGACGCGCGGAAGGAGCGCGUAGGAACCUCCUGUAACCUCCUCCAGAACCUCUUUUCACACUAACUCCACCCCGCGGAGUCCGCAGGGACCCACCGGAGACUUUUGCGCGCAGCCUGUUUGUUUGGAGACGGUUGCGCGUCAGGCUGCGUGCGUAACGGGGAGCUCACCUGUCCGACGAAGGUAGAUUUCCCUCCGUGUGUUGGAGGAUGUGAAUCUCCCUGAUUUCCUCCGCGGCUACGGAGCAGAGAGGCGGAAUAUCUGCGGGAGAAAACAUGCGCAGCGCUCUGAGGAGAGGGGCCACAGGCGCAGCAGAGGACUGAGACUUUCCACGGAGGGAAAAAACACGUUUUCCACUCUUCCAGGAUGGAUGGAGAACAUUCUGCUCUGUCUGGGGUGGAGAGGGAACGAGAGAGGCUUCCGCCGAUCUACACCAGCUCCACUCCUGCUGUUUUGGGACGAGGACCCAAGCAGCCGUUUCCGUCUCUGGGAACCUUCAUCUCCUCCCUAAGCCAGAGGAGGGACGCAGGAGGGCGGGGCUUGGCUGUUGGCAUCGGGGGCACCAUGACCGGCUCGGUGGGGUUCAGGCACACAGUCAGGGAGCUGCCUCCCAUCUGCAGCGACGUGCGUCAGAAGCAGCGGUUCUCCAUCGACACGCUGCCCCCAGAGGCCAAAGCUCCUUUCCCCUGUGACCCCGUCAUCCCGCUGCGCACCAAGACCAGCAGGGAGUUCCAGGAGGACGUGGACCGAGCCGUCCAAUCAGGCGACUGGAGGGAGGUCAGAGACUUCUACCUGACAACCUUCGACUCCUUCAUAGAAAUCAACGCCGCCUUCAAGAGAGAGGCCAACGGACUGUUUAACACUAUCGAGGACUCAGGGGUCAACGGAAAGUUCGUCAACGCGGUUUACGACUCGCUCCUCAGCACACCUCAGGACAUCCAGAAGUCAGUUUUAAAAGGGAUCAUCAACAGCCUGCUGAGAGAGUGGAAAGGGCCUCGGACAAAAGACGACCUGCGAGCAUAUUUCGUUCUGAUUCAGAACCCGCAGUAUUCCAGCACCAGCACCUACGUGAUCUUUGCUCACCUGCUGAGGCAGAUGGCGGCGUUGUCCGAGGCCGACCACCACUUCCUGGUCCACUGGUUCAAGAGGCUGUCAGCGAGGCGCUUCCGGCAGCUGGUGGAGCGCCUCCUGCAGUUCGUCUCCACGCGGCUGCUUCCUGCGGAGCCAGACGAGCUUCCUCCCCUGGCCAAGUGCUCCUGGUGGAUCCCCUCGGCCACCAAAGUCCUCAGCCUGUUCAACGCAGCCAACAGCAUUUCCUCUCCUCCCAUCAUGCCCUUCACCGACUUCUACAACAUCACCCUGGAGCACGUGGACUUCAUGGAGGAUUACAGAACCUGGCAGAACCACGGCAACUCAAACAGGUUUUCUUUCUGCCAGUUUCCCUUCAUCCUGUCGACGGUGGUGAAGAAGGCCAUCAUCCAGAAGGACUCGGAGCAGCAGAUGAUCAGCCAGGCCAGGCUCAGCCUGGUGAGCAAAGUGUCCCGGAGGCAGAGGGUGGACAUGCACCUCCUCUUCCUCAACAUCAAAGUUCGACGAGCACAACUCCUCAGCGACUCGCUGGAUGAGCUGAUGAGGAAGCGGUGCGACCUGAAGAAGAAGCUGCGGGUGACAUUUGUCGGGGAGGCGGGGCUGGACAUGGGCGGCCUGACCAAGGAGUGGUUCCUGCUGCUGGUUCGUCAGAUCUUCCACACCGACUACGGGAUGUUCUCCUUCAUGAAGGACUCGCGCUGCCACUGGUUCAGCAGCUGGAAGUGUGACAACUACUCGGAGUUCCAGAUGGUUGGGACUCUGAUGGGCUUAGCCGUUUAUAACAGCAUUGCUCUGGACAUCCACUUCCCUCUCUACUGCUACAGGAAGCUCCUCACACCGCCCACUGUGCCAUCUGACCCCAAUGCCUACAUAGGGAUGGCAACGGCCACUUUGGAUGACCUGCAGCAGGUCAUGCCAGAUCUGGCUCACGGGUUGGCGGAGCUGCUGAGCUACGAGGGAAACGUGGAGGAGGACUUCUACCUCACCUUCCAGGUGUUCCAGGAGGAGAUGGGUGUUGUCAAAUCCUACAACUUGAAACCCGGAGGAGACAAGAUCCCUGUCACCAAGCAGAACAGGAAGGAGUAUGUCCAGCUCUACAUCGACUUCCUGCUGAAUAAAUCCAUUUAUAAGCAGUUUGCUGCCUUCUACCAUGGCUUCCACAGUGUGUGUGCCUCCGACGCCCUCAUGCUGCUGAGGCCUGAGGAGGUGGAGAUGUUGGUGUGCGGGAGCCCGGAGCUGGACAUGACUGCUCUGCAGAAAGCUGCACAGUAUGAAGGCUACAGCAAGAUGGACGCCACUGUCAGGUGCUUCUGGGACGUGGUGCUGAACUUCCCCCUGGAGCUCCAGAAGAAGCUCCUGCACUUCACCACCGGCAGCGACCGCGUUCCUGUGGGAGGAAUGGCCGACCUGAACUUCAAGAUCUCCAAGAUCGACGUUCCGGCUGAUUGGCUGCCGAUCUCUCACACCUGCUUCAAUCAGAUCUGUUUGCCUCCAUAUCGAACCCGGAAGGAGCUCAAACACAAACUCACCAUCGCCAUCUCCAACGCCGAGGGCUUCGGCCUGGAGUGAUCGGUCUGCAAACACGGAAACACUAACAGACGCUGUUUGCAUUGUGUCUGCCAUGGAUCUCUGUGUAUCAGGCUGCAGAGGAAAAAAGUGGCUGAAUAAACAGGUUCCAUUGUCUCAUGAUAGGCAGAUAAGACCGGAGCCUUAGCUCAACAACAGCUGAGUAACAGCUCUAUAAACCCCCCAAUUUGCACUUGGACUCUGUUGGUUCUGUUCUUAAACCACCCAGAUAGAAGGAAACCAAACGAAGGCAAAUCUACAAGUCUGUGCAAAAGCUUUAAGAAGUAUAAAUGUUUAUGUUGGUGUUGCAGAGCUCAGUCUGAAGAGACAGAACCACAGUCUUUAAGUGCCUUAAGGAGAGGAAAGCUUUUGCUGCUUCUAAACCAGACAUUCCUGUUUUAGUCCAAUGGAAAAAAACUCUAAUAAUUUUUAAAGCUUUUUGCACAGUAUUGUCAAUGUUAUCUGGAAUAUAACUCGGAUUCCUUCACAAACCAAAUUCUAGUCUCUAAACAGUCGAAAUGAUUUUGAGAAUUAGCAGUUAAAAUUAUUAACAUAUUGAAAUGUAACUUGUUGAUCCCCGAAAAGUCCGAUCAUCAGCAGGUAGUAACAGGAGAGCUGCUGAGUUCACAUAGUUUAUUUUUGGAGAAAGCAGAAAGAUUUGGUUGUGAAGACCAUAAAAAACCCGAAUCAAUAGCCUCCUCUAAUGGCCGCCAUAUUAGAUUUCAAUAUGGCCGCCAAGUAUGGUUUUUAAUUAUGACUUCUGUUUAGCUGAUCAAAUAUCAAGAAGGGUGUCUAUACCUUUUAGAGAUGUUGGUGAAAAUGCACAUCGGUUGUCUACGAUCUGGGUUUAAAAAUGGCUGAAAUAGUUUUAUUUUUACAAUUCAAUUCAGGCUGUUUAUUUACAAGGCGACAUCUCAAUAGUGGCGGGCACAGAUGACCAAAAUGUUAGCUUCACAAUAUUAGCUUCGUAGCCGUUAAACUAAAGAUAAAUGAGGACAUUUGAGGACGCUAACGCUAGCUGCUAGCAAACGGCUGUCACUCAUUCCGUGUCACACGUCUUCAGACCAAAGGUGCUGAAUGUUGAAGAGUUGAAGGAACUGGACAGGGUUCCAGUUCUGCUGUACGGUUUGACGGAUUCUCAGAUUCCUUACGGGGAUUGUUUGGGAACAACGUUCAGAGAGAGUUUGAGCAGGUUCUCAAACUCGUUAAAACUGCUGACACCCUGUGUCUGGUGAUUCAAAACUUCCCAAGCCGUAUUGGUUUGGAACAAGUUAUCAUAGAAGGAAAAAGAAGGAGAAAUGCUUCUAAUGACUAAAUGUAACAACCAAAAUCCAAAGAGUUUGAAGUUAUUUAGGCUGCUGUUCAGAAACGGCUGCCUUGGACCUGGACCUGUGGCUCUUCUGUCUGAAUCUUCAUCAGAAGUUGGACAAACAUGGACCACAAGGCUGACCUUGUACUUUGAUCUUAGCAGAACUUUACAGGUACUCCUACUAUCUUUUGGUGGCAUCAACCUUUUUUGCACCAUGGACCAGUUUAAUGUCAGAAAAUAUUUUCAUGGACUGUGCUUUUUUAAUCUAAUAAUAAUAUAAUAAAUAUUCACAAAUAUAAAGUGAAGUUGAAUCAGUAGGAGAUUGUUUCUCUGCUACAAGACGGUCUUAUCUAGGGGUGGUGGGAGACAACGACAUCCGAAGGUUGCUCCUGCCCAAUCUACCUCGUAAUUUAACUUUCUCUUGUUGCAGCAGUCCUGGCGUACCUUUAAGGUCGCCGUCAUUCUGCCGCCUCUCCCACAGGUUCAUGGUGAAUGUGUUCAGUGGCGGCAUGGAUCAGUUGUUCACCAAUAGCUAACGGCAUCUCAGCCUUAGCAACACAGCUAGCUAGCCACCAGCAGACAUGCAUCAAUAGUCUUAGACAGAUGCAACGGACAAAAUCCAGCCGGUUUUCUCAAUCAGUUGGACGCAGAUAUAUAUAUUUUUUCUGUACGGCCCAGUGGUGAAUGACCCACAGACCAGUACCAGUCCACGGGCCAGAGGUUGAGAACCACUGGUGUAAGUGACAUAAAUCAGAGUGAAAAUGGUGGCCAUCUUCAAACCCAACACAAUUGAACGUCCAAUCAAGACCAACAUCUGACUCUAAAAACAUCUGUUUAAACACCUAAACUGGUAUUUAAUGAGCUGCACAGCAGAAGUUCAUCAUCAAAUACCAUUUAUGGAAUUUAAAUAUGGUAGCCAGGCAGGGAGGCUUAUAUUUUAGAGUUCAAUUAUCUUGACUUCCAGUCAUAUCACCCAAAAAAGCUCAAAUUUCUGCUAAAGAUUUAACUACAGAGGCUCCUUUUUAUUGUUUCUCAGGUAUUCAUCUAAUCAAACUUGUUUUCUGAACUCAAAUGAUCCUGUUUAUUCUGUUGGUUCUAAACUGAGUAAAAGGGAGUUUUCAGAAAUAAUUCAGUUGUUGAGGUUGAACUGAGCAUGAAUCUCAGCGUACGUAAGCUAGCUUGUUAGCAUGUAGGGUUUAAUGUUCCCUGUUAGGCGUUAGUCCUGGCUUCUGACACUUUAUGAGUUGAUUUCCUGAAAUGUUUUUACCUGUUUGCUUUGUCUGCAGCACACUGUUGAAGGCUUUACCCUGAGAAGAAUGCUUUUGUAUAUUACGGGACGUAGCUUCUCGCUCCUUUAGUUUGACAUUGCGGCCUGUUUUAUGGAACAGCGGCUGCAGCACAAGUGUUAUUUAGUCGUGUUUUAUCCAGGCUGCCGUCGGUCUGAGUGCUUUUUAGCAGACAGGCACUGGUCAACGAUGGUUGAAUGCUGAAAGAAACCAUCGUCCACAUGUGCUAUUAUGUUUGUGUGCUAAGUGUUUUUAAAUUAUUACACCCUGUUUAAAGUCGACUGUUUAGUCAGGGUCGCAGGAAUUCUGCAAACCUAACAAUGUAAUAUUAGUUACUAGUUAAUUACUAAAGGAUCCUUGGUGGUGAUUUCCCAGCAAUAUUUCCCAUUUAUUCUCACUCCACUUAAUGCUCAAUCCAGAUCUACCUGCAGGACUGUAACUAACACUUUAAUUGGUUGACCCAUUUCCAAACAUACUCUACUAAUUUUGACUUCAGUUUACCUGGGAGGUCAAAAACUUGAAUCUAAUAUAAACGCAGUGGCACUUAAAGUGAGCUUUUACAGCACUGUGUGUGCACAGUUUAAUUAAUGUGGUAAAAACUGGCACAGGUUCAGGGUGAACAGACGUCCCUGUCACCAGAAACAUGCCUGAUAUUUUCUGGAUGAGAAACAAAAUGUGCGCGCUGGACUGGGAGCCGUCUUUACAGAUCUAAAAAAUCUCAACCAGUUUUAAACGGCGUCGCUUUCAUUAGAAGUUAAUAACAAAAACCAAAACUGCUGAUUUGGUCCCUAACAGAAGAGCAUCUGUGGUUCAUUCUUAGAAAACAUUAAAUAUGGCCAGUUUCAACAGUAGUUGUGGAAAAAAAGAUGAAUAUGUAAUGCUUAACUAAUGAUUCUUUAAUCGUUGCCUAAUUAACAGUCAGUAGUGAUAGUUAAUCAUUGGCUGUUAACUAAUAAACUGAACAUUGGGCUAUAAAAAUGUAAUUUAUUAUUAAUAUUAUUAAUACAGAUCAGACUGGCUAAUGUUUAGGCUGCAUUAGUUAAUGCCUUCAUUAAAUACCAACCAAAACUAUCCAGUAACUUGGUGCCAGAAACUAAUGGGCAUGAGAAAAUGUCAGCUAGGCCUCUGAUUGGCUCCUGCCUUAGUAGCGAACGUCUAACUAUCGUCGUCCUGACGUUGGCCGAGGUAAAUGUGUCACGUCCUGCAGGCCAGGUCCAAGUAACCAAGGAGCCGUGGAGCUAUUUCUACAACCGCUCUGUCCAAAUUUACCCGGGUCUAAACCGGGCCCCUCAUUCAGGCGGCGGCCCCGCUGAGGGGCUGUGGAGGCGCGUCACUCAACGACCGCUUCAGGUUCCCAAACAGCCCGGCGUAGCAGCAGGAAGCAGGAGCUUUCCGCUGAUUUAGCUGUUGACGUCCAAACGUUCAGCUUCUCUCGCUGCGUUUCAGGGCUGGUUUCCAGCCCGCGCCGCUGACUGCUCCAAAGUCCCAAACGGUUAACUUAGGUAACCCAGCAACGGUCCAGAAGCUUCUCUGGCUCUCCGUCCACAUUUACAUGCCUUUAAUCUGGGUCACUCAUUCAGCCAAUGAAGAACCCAACAAUGGAUCCUUUCUCUUACGUAAUGACGGCCCAGAGCUGCAGCAGCAGCAACCACAAGCUGCUCUUCGCUGUGAGACGGCCUUCACGCAGCCUCUGUUUCUGACAAGAACGUUAAAAAGGUUCUGUGUGGUUCUGACUGCAGCGCUCGGGUUGGUGUCAGAACGUCAGAGAGUCGUCUUUAAUUAGAUCCGGUGCUGUUGUUCGUUAAUGGACCAAACUGUGUCAGGCUAUACAGUGGAAGUGAAAAUAGUUCAGACUGCGUCCCAGCAGGUGUGGAGGUGUAAUAAUCUCCAGGAGGAGGCUCGGCUUCAGCGCUUCAGGAAGAGGAGCAUGGUCAGCUGACCCUGGCACGGCCCCGUUUGUAAAGCUGUUGUCUCUGUACGAUGUUCACUGUGACUCCACAGAUAUUUGCAAUAAAGCUUAACGAGGGCUCACGCCUCUCCUGAUAAAGA
Molecule: messenger RNA, 7369 nt
Organism: Fundulus heteroclitus (mummichog)
Lineage: Eukaryota; Metazoa; Chordata; Actinopteri; Cyprinodontiformes; Fundulidae
Gene: hectd2
Product: HECT domain containing 2
Exons: 22
Coding region: 437-2728 (763 amino acids)
Biological process (GO): protein polyubiquitination
Molecular function (GO): ubiquitin protein ligase activity
Source: RefSeq, a predicted model, not a curated record